AAAAAAACAUUUACUUUCUACAGAGUGUCUCAUGGAGCUUCCUUUGAUGCUGAUCAGCAGCUACUGGAUCAAGUCAAUGAAUCUCCUUAUUUCCAUUUGAAAGAAGCAGAUCUGAACGACUGUCAGAUUAUUUUGGUGUUCUGUACCAUCAACACUCGCAUAGAGUCUGAUGUGAAGGCUGCCAUGGAAAAAAUCCCAGAAUCCGCUGGUGAUAAACCUGUGAUUCUGGUUGUGAUGCACCACACCAGAGACAUCAACUUUACAACAACACGGAAGAAAUGGAAGGAAAAAUAUGAACGGGUUCAGCUUGAUGUGGAAGUUCUCUUUCACAGGAGUAAGAAAGGUUUACUGACAUGUGAGAAGAACCAAAAAGCAGUUGAAAGAAUAAGAAAAGAAGUGGAGAAAAAAUGGUUGAAAAAGGAGGAGAAGAGUGAUAACCAGAGCGGAAGAGAGAAGGAGAUGAAGCAGGAGGAAGGAGAAACAGAGGAAAGAAUAGAGAUAGGAGGAGGAACAGAGGAGAUGAAGAAGGAGAGAGGAGGAACAGAGGAGAUUAAACGAGACAGAGGAGGAACAGAGGAGAUUACAGAUUUAGGAGGAGGAACAGAGGAGAUUAUGGAUUUAGGAGGAGGAACAGAGGAGAUGAAACAGGAGGGAAGAGUAAAGGAGAAGGGGGGACAUGAGUCCAGCAGGAAGAAGCCCCGGACAGGAACAGCCCUC
Molecule: messenger RNA, 717 nt
Organism: Menidia menidia (Atlantic silverside)
Lineage: Eukaryota; Metazoa; Chordata; Actinopteri; Atheriniformes; Atherinopsidae
Source: the annotation of a GenBank genome assembly